Messenger RNA from Thlaspi arvense, 321 nucleotides. The record is from the annotation of a GenBank genome assembly. Lineage: Eukaryota; Viridiplantae; Streptophyta; Magnoliopsida; Brassicales; Brassicaceae.
AUGGGAUCUGAUGCGAUAGAAAUAGAUGAAGGAAGCAGUUCAAGUACAGUUCCUACAAAACAAAUAAAUGAAGAAAGUGGUUCAAGUACAGUUCCUACGAAACAAUUGAAGCUCGAGGAAAUCGAAGGCAUCAACAAAUAUUUUGCUGAACCUGGAACACUUGCCCGGACGGGACUGUUCAUCGGUGGCACAAAGUACAUGAUGAUCCAAGGAGAGGCAAAUCCUGGAGCUGGUGGUGUAAUCUUGGUCUUUGAUAUCUAUGAUGAAAUAAUGGCUCAUGGGUACUGGGCAGUGCAAUACGGUUGUCGAGAGGCUUGGUGA